Messenger RNA from Psylliodes chrysocephalus, 5912 nucleotides. The record is from the annotation of a GenBank genome assembly. NCBI's taxonomy places the organism in Eukaryota, Metazoa, Arthropoda, Insecta, Coleoptera, Chrysomelidae.
CACAUUUAGAGACGGAACAUAAUCUACGUUUGUUAGUCAGAUUUAAAUAAUAGCCGCAUACUGUCAAGUCAUUUUUACCUUCAACUGUGUCAGAAGCAAAUAUUUAUACAAGACGAUAAACUUUUAUUCAACACAAUUAGUAAUAUAAAUUUGAAGUGAUUGUCGAGUUUUUAAUUUUUAAUUUUUCUGUUAGUUUGUGAUAAAGUGCUGCCAAAUGUAAACGAUGUUUACGUUUUGGGUGAAAGUUAUGGAUAGUAUAAUACUUCAAAUACUUUGGAUCGGUUAUAUUAUUUACGAAAGUUUGCGUCCGGAAAAAGACAUAGAAAGGUCUGACACUCCAUACGAAAGCCAAAAUCUAUCACAAGACAACUCGAAGAACAAACGCCACUUCAUCCACCUCUACACGACGACAUCAACCAGUGGAAAACCAGUGUGUUAUAUGGACGUUUACCAAAUGAAUUCCAAAUCGGAAGAACUCAAAUUGCGAAGCGUUUGUUCGAAAGGAGUUCCAAACCAAACCUACUUCAAGCAUAAAGAACAGCUCACUCCCGAAAAUUCCUACAUUUCAGAAGAAUGGAAGAAUUAUUCGAUAAUGGCAAUUUGAUUUUUUUAUAUUUGAAUUAUUUAUUUUUUAGUAUUUGAAUCUGAAAUAUGAAAAAGCUUUUUACCCUAGUCAGUGGCAGAUUAAAUGAAGUGACUUUGGGAGGAGAGGGGUUUCAAUAAGAAAAAGGUGAAAAGGAGAUAAAAUUGUGAUAAAAAACUUAGUAAUCUAUAAUGAAAAUGCUUUAAACAGUAUACCUAAGAAUAUAUUUAUAAGUCGGAUGUAUCUCCUUUUUAUUAUUUAUUCUCCUAUUUAGGAAAACAUUUUUUUGUUAAUGAAAUUUGCUCUUCAUUGGCGAUUGGUUUAAUGUAUUGGCUUCGCUACAUCUUGUUAUACUAAAACCAAUUAAAAAGUUUAAUGAAACUACUGCAUCUUAUAAUACUGCAACGAUUAGUUUAUAAUAUAUUGUUAAAUGAGAUUUCAAGCAUUUUGGUGAGUGACAAAAUUCAAAUUUUACAGGAAAGGAGUUUUUCUACAAAUUUGGUCCAGAUAUAAUACUGAAAAUUCGUUUAGAUAAAAAACUUUUAACAGUGAGAAAACACAGUAUGUCUCAGAUAAUAAACAGUAAGCAACAUCGUAAUUCCUUUUGUUGUAUAUUAAAUGCAUUUAGUAGAAAAAAUGCUACUUAACAAGUUUUUUUAUGCAAAUUUGUUGAACAAAAUAUUAUAAUAAAGAACACAUGAAACAUUUCGUAUAAACAAAAGUGUGUGAGGCAAAGUGCUUACCCCUUUUACAUUUUUUUCCAACUACAAUUGACUAAAUUUUUAAAUGUUAUUUCAAUUGCUGGUGAGAAAUAAAAUGUUGGCAACAUUUAAUACCAUAAUAUUGUAGAUACAUUAAAAACUGUAUACAUGUUAUAUGAAAUUACUAAACAAGUUUUACAUGCAGCGUUAAAUUGUAACCUCAAAACUCAUCUGCACUUCUUCUGCACUCUCUGAGAAUUGUUCUCCUGUCACAAAUUCUGGAUCCAAAUCUGAACCUUCCAAGGGUUCCUCUGGUGAAGACACAUCAAAUUUUACAAAGCGUUAGAUCACGUACUUUGUUUAACGUUUUUUACGUGAUAAAGUUGAGGCAAAUGUUUAACAGCAUAUUCGUGUGUAAUGAGUAGCGACAUCUAUGAAUGAUAUUAUAGUGGAUGAAGAACACACUUAACAUGUUUUCUAUACAGUAAUAAGAAAAUUUACUCCCGUACGUUUCAAUUGUUAAAUAUUUUUUUUAGAGUAUUGUUACUAGUCAUUAUUGACUAACCUACAAUUUUAAUCUAAAAAUCUUAUAAACUAAAUACUUAUCUAAGAAGUCCCCAUUGGACUGUCUUAAUUGUUUCUAUAGGAAAGCAUCACAAGUUGGCGUGAAAAUUUAUUACACUGUUUUACACUAGCACUAAAAUUCUGUUGAGUGUAGAGUUGUCAAGUAAUUGCAGCUCUUCUUCAUUGACGUGGGAAUGGAGUCGUCCCUCAUAUUUCGCAGAAAACCUCUUUAUUUCUUCUUCGAUUGUUGACAUCUUCAGGUCUCUAUAAAGAUAAAUCGUUUCGAUAGAAUCAAGGUGCAUCAAAAAUGUAUCUUAGGACUUUAUUUUGGAAAACUUGUAUCCUGUUUAUAAUACUCUUGCUGACACAUAUCCAUAGCUGUAUGCCAUAAAUCCAGAUUGGUUUUAGGAUUUGUUUAUAAAUCAGCAGUUUGUUGUAUGUUUGUUUGAAUUGUUUUUCUAGGAAAUACAUUUUUUUGAAUUUAAGUUCAAGUUCUGUACGCUUUUUUUAUGUGGUCUUUCUAUUUAAGUCUUACAUCUAAGUUCAUCCCUAGGUAUUUGGCCGAAUCGUGAUACGGAAUAACGCUAUUGUUUAUUCUUAUUUGUUUUUGUUCAUUUGGUCAAAAAGUAAAAUCAACAUGUACUGAUUUAGUUUGAUUUAUUUUUAUUUUCCACUUUUUGGUCCAUCGAUUGAUUCUGUUGCAGGUUUCCUAAAGUUUUUCUGAGGUCUCUGUAUUAGUUCCGCCAUCUGCUAAUAUUGCAGUGUCAUCCGCAAAUGAUGCUAUCUUAACUCAUUGUUGUUGAGGGACAUCGCUGGUGUAUAAUAAGGAAAGAACCAGCACACUGCCUUGUGGGACACACUUUCAUUUCGGAGUAUGUCUCGUCUUGCUUUACUUUUAACAUUCUUCCCGUUAGAUGUGAUUGUAGAAUGUCGACAUAUUCUCUAAGGAGCUUUUUUCCAAGUUUCUGUAUCAGGCCAGCGUGCCAAACCUUGUCAAAUGCUUGGGCUACGUCAAGAAAUAUACCUGAGCAUAUAUAUUUUUCUUCGUAAGAAUUUUCGAUAAUAUCGGCUAUCCUGUGUACUUGAUCUAUUGUCGAGUGUUUGUUUCUAUAACCCAAUUGGUGCGAAGGGAUUAGAUUUUUAUUUUCAGUUAUUGGUUUUAGUCGUUUUAGUAGUAGUUUUUCAAAUAACUUAGAUAUCAUCGGUAACAAUGAUAUAGGUCUAUAUGAUGACACUUCAUUCGAAGGUUUUUCUGCCUUAGGAAUUAGGAUCACUUCAGCCAUUUUCCACGCAUCAGGUAUAUAUUCAAGGCGAAAUGCUGCUUUUAUGAGGUAUGUCAAUUUAACAAUAGCCUUCUGUGGUAGUUUUUUUAAUAUUUCUCCAGUAAUAAGGUCAUAUCCUGGGGCUUUCUGUAAAUUGAUAUUUGUCUGAAUUUCUUUCGUAACUUCAUUGGGAGUAACUAGCUUAAUUUCAAGUUGUUCCAUAUUAUGGAUCGUCUCAUUAAGAGUGUCUUGAUUUUCAUCUAAUUGGAACGUCUUUUGAAGGUAGUCAGUGAAAAUAUCAGCCUUCUGUUGAUUGUCUCUUGUCCAUUUGUUAUCUGCUAUUCUGUUUACACGAAUUUUUUUUUAGUUGCCUUCCAGAGCGAAUAAUCAGUUUCUUUAUCAUCUGUUAGCCCUACUAGGUAUCUCUUAAAAGAUUAGGAUUUCUCUUCUCAGUCUUUGGGUAGCCCUAAUUAAUAUAUUUUUAUCUUCUGGUGAUCUUGUAAUCUGUCAUUUCUUUCUUAGUUUUCUUUUUUCUGUUACCAGUUCUCUUAUCUCGAGAGAAUAGCUUUUUCCAGCUGUUAAUCUACUUACUUUUGGUGUGUUCCUCCAUGCAGCUUGCUGGAUUUUAACUAUAAACCUUUCCAGUUCUUUAUCUAGCUAAUUUUUCGUUUUUAGUGUUAUGGUCAGUUGAAUAGUAUUUGUUAAGUCCUCUUGAAAACCUUCUCAAUUUUCCGAUUUGCUAGGGUCGGUUUGGCUUCUUUUUGAAUAAAAUUAUCACUUAGAGUAAGGAAUACUGCAGAAUGGUCUGAAUCCAUAUCAAAGUUUCCUUCUACUUGUAUAUAGUUUGGUGAAAUUUCCCUCAGAAUAAAGAAAACCAAAAGGUCUGAAAUCUUAUUUGGGUCGGUGGGAAAAUAGGUGGGUUUUUCAGAAGAUCGUUAUGUACAACCAAGUUCUGAUGCAGCUCGGUUCAAUUCUUUUCCUUUGGCUGUGGUUAAUCUUGAACUCCAGUUGGGGUUUUUGGAGAAGCAAUCUCCACCGAUAAUAAAUUUGUUACCUAGUUUUUUGAGUACAUCGAGAUAAUUUUCUUUUUUCUGGUUGUAUUUUAGUGGGCAAUAGAUUGCACCUAUUUUAACUCCUUAAGAUUACUGCUUGUUUAUUUUAAAUGCCGCCUUUGGAAAUUUGCAAUAGAUUUAUCAUUUUUAAAUAUAGUUUUUCCUUUUUUCUAUUCAGAAAGAAGCAGUUUUAUAUCUCCGUUGUUUUGAGGAAUACCAAAAAAGUUUUAAAUACAAAUUAUAGAUAGAGUUCAGCUUCACAUUUUAAAAUUAUUUCGUAAUAUACAGGGUGUUUUAUAAAGUCACAGCAUACCAAAAGUUAUGUUUUUUAGUGGAACACCUCAUAUGUUAUCUCGAAUUUGAAUUUUGCUCAUUUUCUCCAUUCCGGCAAUAUAGGGUUCUAUCAGGCUCUACAGGGUCUAUAAUUUGAAUUUAAAACUUUUGUUCCUCUCAAAACAACGGAUAUAUCAAACUCCAGAGUAUAAGUGGAUCACCCUGUAUGUCGUAACAAGUAAUUCAAUCUCUUUUAUUUAUCCAAUUAAGUUGUUAAGGAUACAAAAAAUUGCAAUUGAUAUUCUUUAAUAAUCAUUACAUUUAUGCCUUUAAUAAAUAACAAAAUUGGUAUUUUAAACAAAUUUGUUUAUUUAUCUUCCGGUAUAAAUUAGAAGACUAUGAGGAACCAAAAUUUAAUUGAUUUAAAUUAACCUUACAUAGCCUUUUAAUUCUAUGGUCUAAUGUUCUAGAUCUUUUAGCUACAAUAUAAUUAAUUGUUUUUUUUUUUGGUAGAAUUUAUAAAUUUUGAUUCCAGAAUGUUUCAUACUACUAGGCAUAUAAAUAAUGACAUUCUAUAUAUUUUUAACUGGGUUUAUAUCUCUAAUAAUCAUAACCACAUUUUAAAACUACUUUCUAUUGUAUUAGAGCAAAUCUAACUUUUUUGCAGGCAUUUUUUGAUAUAUCAACGAUUCAUGAUUUCUACAGAAGAAUAAGGUAUCCUAAACCUAAUUUAUGUAUAAAGAUGUCAUCGGACACUAAAUAUAAGUAUCCAUUUUUGUCUAUUCCUCUAUUUUUGUAAUAAUAUUGAGUAUUUUGAUUAACAUACUCUAUACAUUACAUUUUAGAAAAAACUUUUCUGUUAUUUUCUAAAGUUAUUUAAACAGCAAUAGUUUCAUAUCUAUCUUGAUCAGAUUUCUUCAUCAAAAACACCUCUUUCAUCUCAUUUAAAGCCCAUGGGCAACUUACCUUUUAAUUUUCUGUUGGUAUUUUUCAUCACAUGUCACAUGUCAUGAAUCGUUGGUACAUAGAUACGUGAAGAUCUAUCUGAAGCUUCUGGCUACUAAGUAAAUUAUUUCUUGUUCAUUUUAAAAUUAAAAUGUAAUGUGAAAAAAAGGUGUGCAUUCUAUGUAAAAUAGUUCAAAAUAAGAGCUUUCAAAUGGUUUUUACUAAGUGAAAUUUUCUCACUUUAAUCUGUAACUCUUUUGAAUAAAAAAGAUAACUAUUUACUAGAAACUUAUUUCGAAAUAUAAUCAUUGAGAUGCAGUAAUUUGAGAACUGAUGAAUAAUUAAUUACAUGAAAUAUAUCACGUAUAAUCGUUUCAAAAUUACCUGGUUAAGAAGGUACCUAGAAAUCCUAAUCUGCCACUGACCUUUUGACAGUAAAUGCAACAUCUAAAAUUGAUUUUAUUUAUAAUUCAUUUGGAGGAAAAUCUAAAAAUAGAAAAUAUUAUUUUGCUAGACAUUCCAUUUUUUUUAU